CGAGAUAGUCUUCGAGCAGUAAGUGGUGCAGCAACAGCUGAAGCUCCGGCCGAUCUUCUCCACUUUAUAAACAGAGCCGCGCUUCCAUAUCCCUGUCAUUUCACUGCGACGACGCUUGCGCCACACUCAUCGAGAGGAAGAGUACAUAGAUUAUUUCCAAGAGUUGCUGUACACGCGCACUGCGCUUGGAUCGAUCUGAACCUUGACAUCUCUACCUUGCGCCGCUGCACUUUGACGAUUUCGGACGUCCGAGUAGAGCUUGCGAGAAGACAUAAUAUACAGAGUUCAAAGUACGCGUCUCGCUGAUUAAGAUAUCAUACGCUGGAGUACUAUACUUAUAAAUAUUAUACUUUCCAAAUGCAAUUUUUUUUCUUCGAACUCAUCUAAAAGAACACUCGGCGAAUCUCACGCAAACUUCUAAAACUUCUGCUGCAUACAGCUAUAGCUCACGGAGUCGCGCCGGUGAAAGUUGGCGGGAAAAUUCAAGAAGUGCGUCGCUGCACAUAGCCCGAACACGCUCAUAAAUCUAACGAGCCGGAAAAUUCAGGAAGGUCUUUCCGAGAGAAGCUAAGAGUCGUAUAGAGCCGAGGAAAAAGCGAAAUGCCGAGCAGCAAGACGCGCGUGGCCAUAAUCGGCGGAGGAGUAGCCGGUCUCGUAGUCGCCAGACACGUGGUCUCCAGGCCCGAGACCUACAGCCUGAACCUUUUCGAGCAGACCGGUCAGAUCGGCGGUACCUGGGUCUACACCGAUGAGACCGAAACCGACAGGAAUGGACUGCCUGUGCACAGCAGUAUGUACAGGAAUCUCAGGACAAAUUUGCCGAAGGAGAUCAUGCAGAUUCCGGACUUUCCGUUCGAGGAUCCCGAAGGUCCCUCUUUUGUUCACCAUAGUGUGAUCCGACAGUACCUCUUGGAUUACACGCAGCACUUUAAUCUCUAUCCUCAUAUCAAGCUGAACACACUGGUGAAGCUCGUGGAGCCGGAGAAGCUAGCGAACGGCCAAGUGAUCUGGACGGUGACCUACACGGACCUGGCGACAAAGGUCCAGACGGUCAAGACCUUCGACGCGGUGGUCCUCUGCAACGGCCACUACACCGUCGGCCACGUUCCCGAGAUACCAGGUAUCGACAGCUUCAACGGCACCUGCAUACACAGCCACCAGUACCGGAUGCCGGAGAACUAUGCCGGGAAGACCGUCUGCAUCCUCGGCGCUUCCUGGUCGGGAAUCGAUAUCUGCCUCGAAGUUGCCAAGUACGCCAGGAAGAUCUAUCUGAGUCAUAAUCUGCCGGAGCCGAUCGACGCGAAAUUGCCGAAGAGCGUGGAGCAGAGGCCGGGUAUCGCGCAGGUCAACGACGGGACUUUCGUGUUCCGGGACGGUUUCUCCGCUCAGGUCGACGUACUCAUCUACUGUACUGGCUACGAAUUCACGUAUCCCUUCCUAUCGCCGAAAGUCCAGCUGAAAACCACGGACAACCACGUGGAGCCGCUCUACAAGACCCUGAUCCACAUGGACUGGCCGAACCUGUUCUUCAUGGGUAUCCCAGCGAUCGUCAUCCCCUUCCCCAUGUUCCACAUCCAGGCGCAGUACAUCCUCGGAAUAGUCGAGGGCCGAGUGAAGCUUCCCUCCCCGAAACAGAUGCACGAGGAGUACGCGAAGGAGAAGCAGAGUCUGCUCGACAAAGGCGUCGCGCUGAGGCACAUCAACAAGUUCUCCGAGCGUCAGUGGGCCUACUACGACGAAAUCGCUGCGGCCGCUGGUAUUCCGGGAUUUCCCCCGGUGGUGAGGAAGAUCUACGACCACUGCGGCAAAAUGCGCGAACAGGACUUCACGACGUACAAGAACUACGUCUAUCGCAUCGUCGACCGCGAGAACUUCACUGUGAAUUGUUGUAAGCCUUGUUAGGGUUUUAACGCGAGAUUAUGGAAAAUUGACGAUAUGCUGAUGAAGUCGAUACCCCCAGGGUAUCUUGAGAGAUUAUAAAUACGAGAAAUUCCUUUUGGGGAUAACGAUGUAACGCUUCGCGCGAAUCGGGAGCCAAAUAUUUCUUUUGGAAUCGCCGGUUCUGUAAUCAUACUUGUUAUGUGUUAUGCAUUUUUCUUUAAGCUUGAAAAACGUUCGCUGCUUAUGCGCAAGUCUGCGACGGACAAGUGGAAGAAUCAACAUCGAUGAAUAUAUUUACUACAUAUUUUUGCUUAAAGAUCUUCACUGGCAAUUGUUUCUUAUUGCAUAUGCGCUCCCGGAUAAACACAUAUAUAUAUAUAUAUAUAUAUAUAUAUAUAUAUAUAUAUAUAUAGUUGUUCGCACCGUUGUGUAAUGAUGAGGCGGACGGAAGAUAUUAUGUAUUUUUGCUACUUUUGUAAGCUGAGAUAAAUAUUGCGAUUAUUUGAUUAUAAUAUAUGUAUACGCUUUUAUGAUGCAAUAAUAAAAAGAGAAGAUAUUUAGGA
Nasonia vitripennis (jewel wasp) is the source of this 2444-nucleotide messenger RNA. Its product is annotated as flavin-containing monooxygenase FMO GS-OX-like 4. Gene Ontology annotation, molecular function: NADP binding; N,N-dimethylaniline monooxygenase activity; flavin adenine dinucleotide binding. The transcript has 6 exons. Bases 601 to 1902 code for a protein of 433 amino acids. The record is from RefSeq and is a predicted model, not a curated record. NCBI's taxonomy places the organism in Eukaryota, Metazoa, Arthropoda, Insecta, Hymenoptera, Pteromalidae.